Messenger RNA from Rhagoletis pomonella (apple maggot), 1602 nucleotides. RefSeq lists its product as uncharacterized. NCBI's taxonomy places the organism in Eukaryota, Metazoa, Arthropoda, Insecta, Diptera, Tephritidae. Gene Ontology annotation, molecular function: nucleic acid binding; zinc ion binding. The transcript has a single exon. Bases 1 to 1602 code for a protein of 533 amino acids. The record is from RefSeq and is a predicted model, not a curated record.
AUGUUCGAGACAAUGGUCCACCAACGGACAGAUCUCGAGCCAACAUACAAGCUUAGUAAAUUGCGUCAGUAUGUCAAGCCUGAAAGUGUCCCAAUGGUCACUGGGUUUUAUACUGGAGGAUAUGAAGAGGUUUGGGCGGAACUGAAGCGUCGCUAUGACAACCCCUAUCUGCUGUCAGAAACCCAUGUGCAACGUAUACUAGCUUUGCCAACUGAUCCACGCGACACACAGAAGGUGCUCCGGGAUAUCAUCGACUGUGUACGUAACAGCUUUCGUGCAUUAUCUGUCAUGGGGUUGCCGGUAACACAAUGGGAUGCGCUUGCGAUUCCAAUAUUGCUGCCAAAGCUGCCGGUAGCAGCAAGAAAUGAUUGGGGCAUGAGCCUCAAAGACAACGAUAUUCCCAGAUUGGAAGAUUUAUUGAGUUUCAUCGAGCGUCGCGCGAUGAAUAUGCCGGCUGCAUCGUCUGUAUCGCAGGGUGUGAGAGCACACCUAGCGUCUGCACAAGCGAAUGGUGCGAAUACUUCAAGUUGUCCACAUUGUUCGGAGAACCAUCGUCUUGCCAAAUGUCAUCGCUGGCGGAAUCUUGCAGUAACGUCUCGUUGGGAGACCGUUCCACGUUUGUGCCUUUGCUUCAACUGCCUGCGUGACGGCCAUGUCACGCGUGAUUGUUCAGCGGGAGUUUUUACGGUUUGCCGCCAAAAACAUCAUACACUUCUUUGUGGCAGUCCGACUGUUGGUGCGGGUACUAGCAUGGCCGCCACUUCCCACCAAAUGGAGUCAUCGAAUUUUAAGCCAGAACCUACAGUAUCGCAGCCUCAGGUCUUCCCACGCAGUGAACAACAGUCAAAUGUAGUUCAAUCCUUCUUGGUUCAUGGUGAUCACGUCGUGUUGUUAGCCACUGCGCAGGUUUUGCUCGUUGAUCAUCAGGGUAACCUACAUAAAUGCAGAGCUUUGUGUGAUAUGGGAUCUCAGGUGAGCUUUUUAUCAGAAUCUAUGUUUCAUCGUUUGAAUCUUCAUAGAAGAUGCUGUGUCAUGACUAUUGAAGGCGUCGGCCAAAACUCAGCGUACACUAAAGUCGUUACCACCCUUAACCUGCAUUCGAAGAUUGAUGAAGGGCUCGACAUUAGUUUCGACGCUUACAUUUUGAAUACGAUCACUUCAUCGACACCCGCGAUUCCUGUAAACACAGCCGCCUAUGAGUACUUAAGUGGUCUACAACUGGCUGACCCUACAUUUGGUUUACCGGGGUGCAUCGAUUUGCUUAUCGGUGCUGACAUUUGGAGCACCAUCCUCCAAGAUGGAGUGGUAUCAGAAGGCUGUGAUAAACCAUGUGCAUUGCGUACUCGACUCGGGUGCAUUGUGUUGGGCCCGACUAAUGCCAAAUCACACGAAUCCAAGCCUCAGUCCUUAAGUACCAAAUUAAAAGACCAUGAUCUUGAUGGGCUUCUUCGAAAAUUUUGGGAUGCGGAAGAACCACCUGAAAGCAGCACACGUUUUCGAGGAAUACCGAUGGUCGAUAUGUCGUACAAAUUUUAUUCCGAUUCAACGCUCCGGCACUUGCAAAUUCCCAUCGUGGUGCACUUCGUCAAUUCUUUAGUUUAG